AUGUCCGUGACAUCCUUCCUUCGACGGAUGUCCGUCGAUUCAGACUCGCCCAAGUCAAGCAGAUCCAAUCGUGAGUCACGAGACUCUCGCGACUCGCCGCGAAAUACAACAUCUCGUCGCAGUCGCCUUGUCGCCAGCAUCGAUUCAGCUCGGCGACGAUUCUCAUUACAACAUUGCAAUGAUGUCUAUCAUCACCUACAAGCAGUGGCGAUGACGCACAGUUCUCAACGACUUGACGUCGGCAGUUUACCAGAUCUACAAGAUGUGAGCUAUUUUGAUUGGCUUGAAGUGAAAAUGUUGAGUAAUAAGUAUAAAAAGGUAUAUAGUUCAAUUCUUUUGAAGUUUCUCGAAACCAUUUAA
Strongylus vulgaris is the source of this 360-nucleotide messenger RNA. The record is from the annotation of a GenBank genome assembly. NCBI's taxonomy places the organism in Eukaryota, Metazoa, Nematoda, Chromadorea, Rhabditida, Strongylidae.